AUGAGUACAUCUGUUCACUCAAUCCCGCCAACGUGCAAGGCUGGCGUUGUUAAACGCCAUGGACAGGCGUUUGAACUGGCGGUCGAAGAGGUACCAGUGCCUCAACCGGGUCCCGGGCAACUCUUGCUCAAACUCAACGCCACCGGCAUCUGCUAUAGCGACAUUCACUACAUGCUGGAAGAUCUACCGCUUCCGCGCAUGGGCGAUUAUGGAGUCAGAUCGCCCGGCCAUGAAGGUGCCGGGGUCGUCGUCGCGCUCGGUGAAGGUGUGACGGACUGGAACGUCGGCGACCGUGGCGGUGUCAAGCCCACGUGGGACACUUGCAUGUCUUGUGAAUUGUGUUUGAGCACUCUGGAAUGCCACUGUGCUCGAGCAAUCUCCACUGGGUUGAACGUCCCUGGCACAUACCAAGAAUAUAUCCUCAGCCCAGCAAAAUACACUACUCGAAUCCCGCCAGAGGUGGAUGACUUUGCCGCUGGUCCGAUCAUGUGCAGCGGGUCUACGAUGUAUAGAUCGCUCGCAGAAUCUGCCGUCAAACCCGGCGAAUGGGCCGCGAUCAUCGGAGCCGGCGGUGGCGUGGGCCACAUGGGAGUUCAGCUCGCCAAAGCCAUGGGCAUGAGGGUGAUUGGGGUCGAUGGCGGAACCGACAAACAAGCCUUGUGUCUUCAGCUUGGCUGUGAAGCCUAUGUCGACUUCCAGGCCACCAAAAACAUUGUUGACGAGGUCGUGAGGAUAGCCGACGGGAAGGGCGCACAUGGUGUCUUCGUCACCGCCACAUCGCCCAGCGCGUACGCGGCGGCAACCAGGAUGGCCCGCAUCGGGGGUAGGAUCAUGUGUGUCGGGAUGCCUCCCUUGGGAACCACGAUCGCCGGAGACGACCCGAUGUACCUGAUCCUACGAAACCUCAAGGUCGUUGGCACGUUGACGGGUUCAUUGAGAGAUACGAGCGACGCUUUGGCUUUCGCAGCCCGAGGUCUGCUGAACCCGAUAUAUGAGCGCGUUCCCAUCGAUCGCUUACCGGAAGCCGUGUCGAGAUUGCGCGCGGGAAAUGUACGAGGCCGGUUAGUGGUAGAUUUCAAUUCAGGCUAG
Capronia coronata CBS 617.96 is the source of this 1089-nucleotide messenger RNA. RefSeq lists its product as uncharacterized. The record is from RefSeq and is a predicted model, not a curated record. The transcript has 4 exons. Bases 1 to 1089 code for a protein of 362 amino acids. Gene Ontology annotation, molecular function: oxidoreductase activity; zinc ion binding. NCBI's taxonomy places the organism in Eukaryota, Fungi, Ascomycota, Eurotiomycetes, Chaetothyriales, Herpotrichiellaceae.